UAUUUAUGGCAUUUUUAUCUUUUUAACUCGACUUACGUUCUUUGAAAUGAAAUUUAUUAGAGUGUCAAUGUUUUAGCUUUACAUGUGACAAUAUAUGUUCAUUGGCAAUCUUUGGAAUACAUUUAUUUUCGUAUCGUUUUUCUUUCUUUCUUUUUUUCUUCACUAAAAUAUUUAUUGCCGGUAUUAGUUCAGCACAAUGACAUAAUGAAAUGCGAGUGAACAUAAACCUGUAUCUUGUAUAUUUAUUUCAGUAUUGUCGCGUGCAUUUAAAGCUUCAAGAUCAUUUGCAAAGACACAGUUAAAAAUGCAACGAUAUUUAUUUGUCACUUUUGCUACAGGAUUUCUUGUGCUUGAUGGAAGACUGGGUGUCUCGGCUGAAGAAGAUUCUUCAGGUGGUACCUGUGUAAAUAAUGCAGCAGUUGUAGUUGGCGUUAUUCUGGGAAUAACAAACAUAGCUACAAUCAUCUUUGCUGGAUAUAUAUCCGUGCAGCUGAAAAAUAUGCGGGAUGGAAAACGGGAAAAUAACCAAAGUAACGAUGGGACUGAAAAUGUACAACAUCAGGAAGGCGAAAGCUAUACCGCCGCGGGCUAUACAGUCUUAGAUGUCCGUACAAGGGACAACGGAUCUAUGUAUGACAUUGUUCGCAUAGACAGAUAACCUGAUAAACCUUCAACAGUGUAAAUGUAUUACAUUGACUGAAAAUUGGUAGAAUAAAUAAAUAAAAGCAGACCCUGUCGCGAAUGCAGAACAAGAACAUGAUUGUUUUGUAAAUAUAACAAAUAUCUAAAUUGAUCUGAUAUGAACUAUAUUGCUGUUGUCUAAAUAUAGAAAGUAUGAAUUGUUUCGAAGUACAAAAUCUCCCUUCUAAAUACGGAAAUUAGUUUUCAGUAGAAUAAAGUCUAGAAGAUCCUUUAGAAGCAAAAAAUACUACCAAUUAAUACGAUGCAGACCCCGUUUGAUGGAGUCGUUUUAUGAGAGUUAAUUGAAAGUGCCACUAGGACCCCUUGCACAAGUUUGAAUGGCACUUUGUUAUACAAACACUGAAUGUACUAAAUGAUCCUAAAGGACCAGAAAAUAUGUCAACACUGAGUCAAAGUCCAGAUCUUUUGAGAAAAGAAGAGUAACCCUAACAAUAACUCUUGAAUUUUUAAAUAUCUUAAUUGGGGUAUGUGGAUAAAUAUGACAUUAAAAUUAAAGUUUGGUUCUCUUACCUAUCCGAUUGAUUCCUGGUUAAUGUUUAAUUGCGGUUUUGACCUUAGUGACAAAACCUGUUUGUUUAGCUUUAUUUUAAUUUGUUGCUGCUUCCUUUUUAACGUUUAACAGUAAGAAAUAACAUAACCAGAUUUCUUUCAAUUAUUACAAAAUAAUGUAUUUGGCGUUUAGAGUUAGUAUUUUACCAAAGUGACGAGCCAGACACAGGAGAAUGGCAUUUCUUGAAUUCAGCUUUGAUAUCUCUCGUUAGACCCUUUAAUAAGUAGUCUUGAUAACCUGUCCGAAGACUUUAGGAUUGCUUUUAAAUAGAGAAUAUUACACGAGUGUCAUUUCAUAGUGAAUUUCUUAAACUAGUUGAAUAAAACAAUAACAUGCGAGGCUUUCAUCAAUUUAUUCAACGAGUUUAUAAAUUCAGUGUUGUAAGUCACAAAUGUAAUAUCCUUUUUAUCACAUGAUAGAUUUUCCUGCCGAAACAUAAAGAAAUCUUCUUUCUUUAGCUAUUAAAACAAGUCAAUUUGACCAACGUCUCUUUUAUACUUUAACGACGUCGACGUCAAAGGUUUAUUACACUAUAGAUCUAGUGUAUUAUCAUUUAAUAUAAUGGCUUUAAUUCACCCCGGCGACGUCAAACAUGUAAUUAUAUUUUAUGUAGGUGAGAAAAAACCAUUAAAACAUUUUAUAUUAAAUGGUCAUCAAGUUGAUUUUAGAAAGGUAUAGCCUUGAGUGCUUAUAUCAGAGUGCCAUUUAAUACUUAAAUAUUUUAUGUUUUCUUUUUUGUCGAUGUGUGAUUGUUUUAUAAUAGAUAGUCUCUCAAAUUUCUUUUAGAAAGGUUUUCAUGAAUAUUUUACGGAUAUGGAUGUGUAUGUAAUGGCAUGAAAAGUGAGACUUAAAUAAAAUAUUUGGUUUGUAUUGUAUUGUAUUGUAUUGUAUUGUAUUGUGAUGAACGGAAUUCAAACGAGCAGUUAUUGUGUAACCAAACUAUUGUUAGCUAUUUAAAAAAUAUGUGAAAUAUGUUACGUAUGUAAGGGAUACAUAUGAUCUUCAUAUGUCAUGAUUUUCGAUGACCGAUAACAAAACAGCAAAACAACAGAACUUUUUCAUUGGCGAAGACAAUUAUCGUUUUUUAUACAUAUUUUACCUGAAUAUAAAGCAGAUAUGGUAGGCAAAGCUAGGCAAAAUGGAAAUAAAAAACAAAACAAAAACAAAACAAAAAACAAAAACAAACAAAAAAAAUAAGAAAGAAAAUAAAGAGAAAGAAAUAAUUGAAUAACAAACCUGUAAUCAAUCACGAAGACUUGCGUCUGUCUUUUAGUCUUGUUGGUUUGCACAUAGCUUUUUCCUACAGUGUGUUUGAUAUGCUUUAGGGGUUAAACAUUGAUGUCAAAAAUGUUUUACAUUUAUUC
Molecule: messenger RNA, 2616 nt
Organism: Mercenaria mercenaria
Lineage: Eukaryota; Metazoa; Mollusca; Bivalvia; Venerida; Veneridae
Exons: 5
Coding region: 305-658 (117 amino acids)
Source: RefSeq, a predicted model, not a curated record